GUGGCCUUUGAAUUUUCCCACGCGGAGGUUUCCCCGGUUGGAAAGGCUUUUCCACGCCUGGAAGGGAAAACAGGGACGUGGGAGGGGAUCCGGGUGCGGGAGGAGAGGCUCCUGCCUGGAGGUUGCCUGGCAGGCAGAUAUUCCCCUGGGGAAGCUCUUGGGACUGGGGAAGGGAUGCGGGAGGCAACUCUCUGUCAAAUUCUGUGCCUUGGGUGAGGUCGCCCUGUGCCAGGGUUGGCUGAAACCAUAUAGAAUAGAAUAGAAUUUUUUAUUGGCCCAGUGUGAUUGGACACACAAAGAAUUUGUCUUGGUGCAUAUUUAUUUAUUUAUUUAUUUAUUUUGUCACAACAAUAUAUGUAGGUAUCAUAAAAAAAGAUUAUAUAGCAUAUAAACACAUAUAUGAGUAAAUAUUAGGAGGUAUAAGCAUAUAUAUAUAUAUAUAGGAAGAAGAAAAGAAAAACAAUAGGACAGGAACGGUAGGCACGUUUGUGCGCUUAUGCACGCCCCUUAUGGUCCUCUUAGGAAUGGGGUGAGGUCAAUAGUAGAAAGUUUUUGGUUAAAGCUUUUAGGAUUAUGAGAAGAGACCACAGAGUCAGGUUAAGUAUUCCAAGCACUGAUGAUUCUGUUACAGAAGUCAUAUUUUCUGCAAUCUAGAUUAAUGCGGUUGACAUUUAGUUUAAAUCUAUUAGUUGCUCUAGUAUUAUUGCAAUUAAAGCUGAAGUAGUCUUUUAACAGGAAGGACAUUACAAUAGAUGAUUCUGUGAGUUAAACUUAGGUCUUGUUGGAGGCGACGGAGUUCCAAGCUUUCUAAGUGUAGAUAAAAGAAAAGAUACCUUCAUCAAGGUACAACAUUUACAACACAAUUGAUGGUCAAUAUAUCAAUAUAAAUCAUAAGGAUUGCCAGCAACAAAGUUACAGUCAUAAGUGGAAAGAGAUUGGUGAUGGGAACGAUGAGAAGAUAAAUAGUAGUGCAGAUUUAGUAAAUAGUUUGACAGUGUUGAGGGAAUUAUUUGUUUAGCAGAGUGAUGGUAUUGAGGAAAAAACAGUUCUUGUGUCUAGUUGUGUCUGGUGUGCAACAUAUUGAGCUGAAUAGUCACAAAAGUGUUCACCCAGUGUGCUGAGCCAUCAACCAUGGUUUUAAUCAAGCCUGGUUGAACCAAAACAAGCCACCUGAUGGCUGAGCUCACUUGUGUGAACCCAACAUGCCAAGCCAUUAAAACCAUGCUUUUUAAGCCAUGGUUUAUGGCUUAGGAUGUUGGGUUCACACAAAAGAGCUCAGCCAUCAGGUGGCUUGUUUUGCUUCAGAGUUGAGCAGGCUGGGACUUGAGGUGUGUCCGGUGCCACCUCAAACUCCCAACCGAAGCAGUAAAAGGGAUGUUGUGUUGGAAAAAUUAUCCUAAAAAAAAAAAAAGGCAUAGCGGUGAUAAAUUGUAAAAAUAAAAGAACGUUUAAUGGCGUGCAGGAACAGUAAGAUGUCAUCUUGCUGAGGCUGAGUCCUCUCUAAAAUAUUAUAAAGUAGCAUUUCAGCUAUUUUUUUUUAAGAAGCUCUGUUAUGAAAAGCAUCUGCACUGGUUCUCCUGCUUACUUAGGUGUUUUCUGUCAUAAAAUACUGCAAAUAGACAACAAGCUAAAUAGAACGGUUGAAACUUAAAAUGUGUUUUAUUUCUUGGGAGACAAGCUGUUUAUUGAAUUUAAAAUUUUAGAAACGUGCACCUGACAUUAUCAGUGAUUUGGUUGUAUGUAAUGCAUUUCUUAGGUUUAUUUUGUCUGUGUAUGUUUGUGUCUGUAUAUGUAUGAGUGUGCGCAUGUAUGUAUAUGUAUAUAUACAUAUACACAUACAUACAUAUUUGUUUUCGUAGGUUUUCACAGGUAUAGGUAUGUAGGUCUUGGCGUAUUCGGGUCUUUUCUCAUGUAAGGUUGAGAGUAUCUUGACGACAUUUCAACGAGGUCUCACUCGUCAUCUUCAGGCUGGUGCUUACGGCUUCUUGCUUGUGCGAGCAAAGCGUGGUCGGAGCUGCCGUCUCUCUAUAAAUACUGGUGGGGAGGUGGGGAGUGUUGGUUUUGUUGCUGUCCUGGUCAAUAGGAAGGUGUAUAUGUAUACAUACAUAUAGGUCUUUGGUUAUUCGGGUUUUCUCCCACGUAAAAUUGGAAGUGUCUUGGCGACGUUUCGACGAAGUCUCAUUCGUCAUCUUCAGGCUUCAGCUUCGUGCUUCUAGGAGCAAUGUGUGAUCGCAGCUGUUUCUUCCUUUUAACUGCUAGUGGGGGGUUGAACUGAUUGGGUGGGAGCUUGGCAGUGCUCUGAUUGGAUGGGGUUUUUUGUGUGUGCUCUGAUUGGCUGGAGGUGUCUCCUGUUUGGGACACACCACCUUACAUACAUAUACAUAUAUAUUAGUAUAGAGUAGUGGUUAAGAUUAAGGGACUGUUGUGGAAACCCAGAUUUUAGUUCUCUCUUUGCAUGGAAGCUGAUGACUUUGCCAGCCCCUCUCAGCUCUAGACUGAGAAAUCAAAGUCAGAUUGAUAGAAUGAGACAUGAGAAGUAGGGAGAAAUUAAAUUACUAAUCUCUCUGCAUGGAGAAAGUCAACAGAUCUUAAAGUAAAUGUAAUUACAGUUCGAUUCAGGAAGGGCCGUCCUUUGAUUGGGAGCUUCCUAGUUUGAUAUCAGGUAGAAUUGUUUAUUGGCCAAGUGUGAUUGGACACACAAGGAAUUUGUCUUCGGUGCAUAAGCUCUCAGUGUACAUCAAAAGACAAGAGACAUUUGUCAAGAAUCAUAAGGUAUAACACUUAGUGAUAGUCACAGGGCAAAAUAAAUAGAAUAGAUAUAAGUGAUAAACCAUAAAAGGUAUAAGUGAUAAACAUAUAGGUGGGCACCUAUUUAAAUGUUUUAAAUCAAUAAAUCCAUCUCCAUCUACACCAUGUGAUUAGAGAGGAUUCUAACAUUUUCACAUUCUUUUCUUUUUGUUGUCCCAAAAUUUUAUUAGUGCAUCAAGAUAUAAUAUAAAUGCAAAAUGCAAAAGAAAAUAAUGGGGAAAUAGGGGAGGAAAAGGGGAAGAGAAAAAUGUAGGGUAAGAGUGAAAAACAAAGAAAUAAACAGUGUUGACUUUCAACUCCUUUUGGUGCAGUAGAAUAAGAUAACAGCAUGAAACCUCAACGUUUUACUUUUAUAUGAUAAUAUAAACUAGCCACUUCUAUAGCAACAAACGUUAUCUAAUCCACAAAACCCGAAAUCAAACUUUCAUUUUUUUUCCUGUCUCAAGAACGAAGUCCAAAAGCCGUUUCCAUGUAGAAACAAAAGCAGUUGUGUUCUUUAAUCAGAGCAAUCAGUUUAGCCAUCUCUGCUAAUGGGCCUCUGGUGGCUCAGCAGACUAAGUCUGUCUGUUAUUAACACAGCUGCUUGCAAUUACUGCAAGUUCAAGUCCCACCAGGCCCAAGGUUGACUCAGCCUUCCACCCUUUAUAAGCCAUUCAUCCAUUGUGAAUAGCCUCCUCUUUAAGAGCGCUGCAGCUCCAGCCCUCUGGACAUCACGGAGGUACGAAAAUGGCCCAUCUCCCGCCAGACCUUUGCAAAGAGACCCCUUUGAGCGACAGCGGCCUCUGGGCCAGUGACAGGAGCAUCAGGCAGCGAGUGAAAGAAGAGAUCCGGGGGGAAGGGAUAGCUGGCUUAGAAACCCAACGCCUGCACUUCAGGCAAUUUGGCUACCAGGAGGCCGAGGGGCCACGAGAGGUGUGCAACCAUCUCUGGGAACUUUGCAACCUGUGGCUGAAACCCGAAAGGCACACCAAAGAACAGAUGCUCGAACUGGUGGUCCUGGAGCAAUUCCUGAAUGUCUUGCCUUCACGAAUCCAGAACUGGCUCCGAGAUGUUGAGCCAGAGAAUUGCACCCAGGCGGUGGCCUUGGCAGAAGAUUUCCUGCUGAGGCAGCAAGAGGAGGAGACUCAGAAAGAGCCAAGGCUGAGACCCCUUAAAGAAGAGGUGAUCUGUUUUCAGGUGGCUGAGGAAGCAUCGUCUGAUUCCUGGCAGAAGGUCAUUUUAGGUGAAAUCAAACAGGAGGAAGAAGAGGAGGAUGGCGGAUCUCUGGGCGAUGUGCAAGCGUCUGAGGAGGCCUCGGAGAAUUCUUCAGAACCUGGAUCACAGUGGAUUCCCUGCGGAAGAGCUGAUCAACAUAAGUCCUGUACAUCAGAACUGGGGGAGGCCUCUGAAAGCCAGCCAGGAGGCUGCAUGGAAAAGAGACACGACGGCCUUAUUUGCACCGCCCCAAAUUUCCAGCAGGCCAGAGGAGUCGGAGUUGGAGUCCAGCCCAGGAUCCAAGACGAGCGGUUGAAAAAGUGCCUGGAAUGUGGCAAGGGCUUCGUUUGGCGGUCCGAGCUGAUCGAGCACCAGCGGUCGCACACGGGCGAGAGGCCGUACUCCUGCUCGUACUGCGGGAAGAGCUUCAGCCGCAAAUCCUACAUUAUAAAGCACAAACGGAUCCACACAGGAGAGAAGCCCUACAUGUGUCCCCACUGCGGCAAGGGCUUCAUUUCUAAAUCGGACCUCAUCAAGCACGAACGGACCCACACGGGCGAGAAACCGUACAUCUGCGCCGACUGCGGGCGCAGCUUCAGCAGGAAGCAGUUCCUGGUGACCCAUCGGAGGACCCACACGGGGGAGAAGCCGUACAAGUGCGCCGAGUGCGGCAAGAGCUUCAGCCAGCGGACGUGUCUGGUCAUCCACGAGAGAGCCCACACCGGGGAGAAGCCGUUUCAGUGCCUGGUGUGCGGGAAGAGCUUUGGGAGAAGGGAUAUUCUUGUGACGCACCAGAAACUCCAUGCCCGAGAAAAGGCUUUGCAGUGCGCUGAGUGGCUGUGAAACGGGAACUUCACCGAGUACAGGACACGAGGGCUUCCUGUCUGCAACGCAUCUGAGGAGGGAUUAAAAGUGGAGGAUGAAG
Molecule: messenger RNA, 4927 nt
Organism: Ahaetulla prasina
Lineage: Eukaryota; Metazoa; Chordata; Lepidosauria; Squamata; Colubridae
Product: zinc finger and SCAN domain-containing protein 31-like
Exons: 4
Coding region: 3535-4845 (436 amino acids)
Source: RefSeq, a predicted model, not a curated record